CGCAUACCUUCAACGAUUUUAUACCAUGUGCAAUAUUUUAUGUGAAUAGCGUUACUCCUAGAUGUUUAUGCCCUAUGAAUUACUUUGUGUGAAUACCCGUAUUUGAAGCGAGUUGCAACUGUGAAGCAACCCUCUUCUGAUGUCUUAUGUACCAUUACAAUACACUCGCAUUCACACAUACAAACUUAUAGGCACUCACCCACACACACACACACACACCAGUUUUGUUGUUUUCUCUCUAUGUCAGUACGUAUUUGUUAUGGUCUAUGCGCGCUCUCCGAACAGGUCGUUAUCAACGGCUAGCAGCUGCUAACGGUUUGCACUUCGGCUAAAUGCUUACAUAUGUACAUAUGUAUAUUUUUUGACUAGCUCAAAACAAGCGGACGAGAAAUACUGUCCAUUUGCCGUUGGACGUUCGUAAGCAACACACGGACCCGCACGCAGAAACCAUAUUUUGUUAGCUAAACAACUGAAAUAAUUUAUAAAUAACAACAACCGUCGCCCCCGCCAACGCCAACGAAUCAAAACUCAUUUCUAUAUAAAUUAUGUCGCAUCUAUUGAAUAGCUUGGCACAGCCCGAGGUUAAGGAGACCAUCUUACCCUACGGCAAGUUGGAUGCAACCGCUCAGGAGCUCUUACGUGCCGCCCACCAGGUGCGCCAGCGCGCCUAUGCGCCGUAUAGUGAUUUCAAAGUGGGCGCCGCGUUUCGUGCCACAGAAGACAGCCAGCAAGUGUUUACCGGCUGCAAUGUGGAGAAUGCUGCAUUUACGCCGACAUCGUGCGCCGAGCGGACGGCCAUUGCCAAGGCCAUCAGCGAGGGUUAUCGCCAGUUCUCAUCCGGUGCGGUGGUCGCCUAUAAGCCAAAUGAGUUUGUCUCGCCCUGUGGCGUGUGUCGUCAAUUUAUCAGAGAAUUUGCGGGCAACACUGAUAUGCCCAUCUAUAUAGGCCAGGCCAAUGACGCACAGUCGCCGCAGGAGCAACUGGAGGAGCCUUUCCACAAUGACGAUCUAAUCCUUUGUACAUCGAUCUUCAACCUAUUGCCUCACAGUUUCCACACCUACAAAUAGAACUAGAAAAAUUGCAAGAUAGUACCAAUUAUGUUGUUCAAUAUUUUUUAUU
Drosophila arizonae is the source of this 1119-nucleotide messenger RNA. RefSeq lists its product as uncharacterized. Lineage: Eukaryota; Metazoa; Arthropoda; Insecta; Diptera; Drosophilidae. Gene Ontology annotation, molecular function: zinc ion binding; cytidine deaminase activity. Gene Ontology annotation, cellular component: cytosol. The record is from RefSeq and is a predicted model, not a curated record.